Molecule: messenger RNA, 2341 nt
Organism: Tachyglossus aculeatus (Australian echidna)
Lineage: Eukaryota; Metazoa; Chordata; Mammalia; Monotremata; Tachyglossidae
Product: RING finger protein 17-like
Exons: 19
Coding region: 1-2148 (715 amino acids)
Source: RefSeq, a predicted model, not a curated record
AUGGCGGCGGCCGGUGUGGGCGGCGGUUCCAGGUCCGGUUCCGGCUGGAGGGCCGCUCGUCCCCGUGCACCCAUCACCGGAGGAGACCAUCGGGACCAUCGGCUGCGGGAUCCACACGAGGUUCUUUGCAGCACUUGUCGAAGCGGCUUCGCCGCAGCCCGGGGUCUCCCAGUUGAAAUUCAUAAUCGGAAUCCCCCUCAUGAAGCAUGUUUUUCGAAGACUGAAGAUUCCAGAGUAGUACUUUGUCCUGAUUGUGAGAGUGUCCAUAUUCUGAAGUCAGGAUUUCAGAACGAACUGUCACGGCUGGAAUCUGUGAAGCAGAGUGAUCUUGUCAGCUGUCAGCCACUGCUUCCCCAUAAAGAGCCUGAGAAGGAAAUGGCUAUUCGGUAUCUUCCACCUGUGUUACCCAAAGAAUCAAGAGAAGUUUCUGUUGUAGUUUGCCAUGUGAAUAGUCCGGGUGAUUUCUACCUUCGGCUGGUUGAAGAUUUGGAUUUUCUACUUUUCCUGAAGAUAAUUAAUGAUGCAUAUAAAAACGAAUAUGAAGGAGAAAAUCUUGAAAUCCUUUGCCCAGUCGAGGGACAAGCCUGCGUAGCUAUUUUUGAAGAUGGAGUUUUGUAUCGGGCAGAAGUCAUUGGCUUCCCAGGACGUGGAGAGGUGGAAGUUAAGAAUGUUGACAUUGGCCGAACUGCAAGGAUAGCACUUCAAGACAUAUAUAAAGUAAAGGAUGAGCUUUUGAGUUUCCCACGAAAGGCGAUUAAAUGCACACUGGCCCAUAUUGAACCCUCUACCAGGACAGGGCCUUGGAGUACAGAAGCCAAAGAAAAAUUUGAAGAAAUGAUUUAUGGCAGAGUUUUGAUUUGUUCAGUUGAUAGAAUUUUGGAAGAUAAUGUGCUGUUAGUUGAACUGUUUCCUUCACCUCGUGUUCCUGGAAUGAUGGCCAAUAGUGUUAAUAGUGAGCUGGUUAAAGAAGGCUUAGCAUGUUAUGAUCCGGGGCAAGUAUUAAGUUUAUUCUUUUGUCUAAAGGAAAUUUUUCCCAAUUUUCUCUUGGCCACAAAGUCAAUACUGGAUAUCUGUUUAAACUACAUCCUCUCAAAGGAUGUGCUGUCAUCCUUCUGUUUCCUUGUUUUGCAUACCCUGUCAUUAUAUAACACCCUUCCUGUUGGAAAGUUCUGGUCUCCAGAUGCAGUGGAACUCCUUCGAGAAUUACUACUGCCCAAGAGGGAGGUCAAGAUCCGUAACAUGGCAUCUCCAGAACAUCCAGUGGGAAUGUUAUCUGUUCAUCUCUAUUUUGCUGGGAUGUCCCUGUCUUAUUUUAUGGCACACCAUAAACACUGCACCCCUGAAGGUUCAGAAGAUGGAUUGAAACCAGAGGUAGAGAAUCAGGGUGAAAAUUCUGUGGAGAAAGAUUGGAAGAUCAGUUUUGGAAGUUGGAAGAUCAGUUUUGAGGAGUUGCAUCGGCCUGAAACAAAGAUCCGUGUUUUACCACCAUACUCCUUGUUAUCUCUGCCUUCUCCAGGAAAGCAUUUUGCUGUUCAAGUUAGGCACCUCGUUGUACCUAAUGAGGUUUACGUUUGUCCUGAACAAGGAGACAGUUCAAGCCACAGCCAAGGCGCAGAUGAGAGAAAAAUCAGCUGGAACUCUGAACCUGAGAGCCUGGAAGAAGGACUGCAGCACUGUAAUCGGAGUGCAUCAUCUCUUCCUUUUCUGACUGAUUUUAAGACAGACAUGCCUUGCCUGGCACAAUACAGUGAUGGCUUGUGGUAUAGAGGAAGAAUUAUUUCUGCUACUGAAUUUGAUCCUCUCGCAGUGUUGGUACAAUUUGUUGACUAUGGGACUCGGCAAAAAUUGUCAACAGGCAGGUUACGUCAGAUUCCUGAUGGCCUCAUGCGCUAUCCAGCCCAGGCUGUCAAAGUUACUUUAACUGGGUUUAAACCUCCUAAAAGUGAUUUAGAAAAAGUAAGAAUUCCUUACUGCCCCAGCUGGAGCAUGGAAGCAGUGUGGGCUAUGGUAGACCGUCUUCAGGGCAAACGACUUCAGGCUCUCACUUUGAUUCGGACACCUGAGCCCAUGGUGGUUUUAUAUGACGAUGAACGAAACCCAGUUUAUAGGCCAUUGGUCGAUAUGGGACUUGCAGAUCUAGAUGAGUAAUGGAUUCCUAGUUAACAUGGUGGAGUUCCGGGAGAAGGUCCGAAGAAACAAAAUACAUCUUUCCUGUCAAACCGAUUGGUGUGUGUCCCGGUUAUGAGACACGUGAGAUGUUCUCUGAAACAAGUAAUGUAUGUUGAGUUUGGAACUAUUUUCAGACGUUCACAAUAAAUGUUGCUUUUGAGUCUUCAGUUAA